This is a messenger RNA of Helianthus annuus (common sunflower), 771 nucleotides long. Its product is annotated as phosphatidylinositol transfer protein 3. Bases 211 to 771 code for a protein of 186 amino acids. NCBI's taxonomy places the organism in Eukaryota, Viridiplantae, Streptophyta, Magnoliopsida, Asterales, Asteraceae. The record is from RefSeq and is a predicted model, not a curated record. The transcript has 5 exons.
CACACACACACACACACACACACACACCCCCCCAUCACGUAUACUCUCUCUCUCUCUCUCUCACACACACAGUCAAACAGAGUGUUUCGUUGCUAGUGAAGUGGAGAUUAAGGUGUUUAAAAUGGAUGCGUGAAAAGGAAGUCACGAUACAGAAUCUCUGUUUCUCCUUGUUUUCCUUCAGAUAUUAAUUACACUUCGAUUUACCUUCGAAUGGGGAACAAGGAUCAUUCUUCUUCUAGUUCUCUUUCUGCUCAAUCGCAAAUGCAGAUCGAGAAGAACAGAGUCGAUGCUGUUCUUCAUCUUCUUCGAAAACCGUCUCCUCUCACCCUCAAACAGGAGAAAUUUUGCAACGAAGCUUGCAUAGGAAGAUUUCUGAAAGCAAAAGGAGAUAAUGUGAAGAAAACCGCUAAGCAACUGCGUGCUACUCUCUCAUGGAGAGAGAAUCUCGGCGUUGAUCAUCUGAUCGCCGAUGAGUUUUCCGGAGAGAUUGCGGACGGCAUGGCGUAUGUAGCCGGUCACGAUGACCGAUCUCGACCAGUGGUGAUUUUUCGAAUCAAGCAAGAUUAUCUCAAAUUUCGGUCACAGAAGCAGUUCAUUCGCUUGUUGGUUUUCACUUUGGAGGUAGCAAUUCAAACAAUGGCAAAAUCUGUGGAGGAGUUGAUUGUCUUAUUUGAUGCAAGUAAGUCUUUAGAUUUGAAUAAAACUACUUUGCCAUUUGACAUUUCAUACAUAAUUUUUAAAAUAUAUUCCGCCAACUUAAUAUUCAAUUAA